Messenger RNA from Helicoverpa zea (corn earworm), 921 nucleotides. Its product is annotated as putative cysteine proteinase CG12163. Gene Ontology annotation, molecular function: cysteine-type endopeptidase activity. Lineage: Eukaryota; Metazoa; Arthropoda; Insecta; Lepidoptera; Noctuidae. The transcript has 5 exons. The record is from RefSeq and is a predicted model, not a curated record. Gene Ontology annotation, cellular component: lysosome. Bases 1 to 852 code for a protein of 283 amino acids.
AUGUUGUUGAUAGCUAUAUUUUUGUUGCUUUUAAAAGAAUAUAAUUGUCAUCUCAUACUUCAUGGAAAUACGUCUUUUGAAAUAAAUAGGUUGUGUUCUAAAGAAGUUGUCAAUGGUGGGGCAGUGCCAACUUAUUAUGACUGGAGGGACCAGAAAAUGGUUUCUCCUGUCAAAAACCAACUAGGGUGUAAGGCUUCUUGGGCUUUCAGCACUGCUGCCUGUCUCGAAAGUCAUCUAAAAAUCUACUUGGGCGCGGAAGAGAUAUUGUCUGAGCAGUUUCUGUUAGACUGUGAUGAUACUAACACUGGAUGUGCCUAUGCAAGUCUUUAUCAAGCAUAUUCACAAAUCGUCAACGUCCACUCGGGUGUUCUUCGAGAGAAGGACUACUUCGCAUACGUACAUGAACCAAUGGAAUGUAGAUGGGAUGGUCCGAACCAAGCGGCUCCCAAAGGGCUAUCCUGGGAAUUUGAACGAAACCGCCCAAAACCUGUGAGAGUGUACGAUUUCCAUAUCGUUCACAACGCUGAUGAAGAUGAUAUGAUUCAACUGCUUUAUAAGAAAGGACCAUUAUCAGCUGAAAUUAAUGCUGCAUCAAUGGUAAGCUACAAGGGUGGUAUAGACGAGCCGACAGAAGAAAGCUGCGAUCCUAAAGCAGUAAACCAUUCGGUUUUGAUCGUCGGAUAUAACGUUUAUAAAUCGAAAUCCGAUGGCCGUACAGUCCCAUACUGGAUAAUCAAGAACUCCUGGGGCCAGGAUUUCGGAGACAACGGGUACUACUACCUGGUUCGCGGACGCAACGCCUGUGGUAUCGGCACCACCAUAGGUUUCGGUGACGUCCAAGAAAACCAAUAAAUAUUAUAUCUGACAAUCAUUGCAAAAUUUAAUGUCAUAAAUAUUGUUGAAUAAAUAGUGUGCAAUAUA